Beta vulgaris subsp. vulgaris (sugar beet) is the source of this 1204-nucleotide messenger RNA. RefSeq names its product NEDD8-specific protease 1. Gene Ontology annotation, molecular function: cysteine-type peptidase activity; deNEDDylase activity. The transcript is spliced from 2 exons. The record is from RefSeq and is a predicted model, not a curated record. Bases 249 to 932 code for a protein of 227 amino acids. Gene Ontology annotation, biological process: proteolysis. NCBI's taxonomy places the organism in Eukaryota, Viridiplantae, Streptophyta, Magnoliopsida, Caryophyllales, Amaranthaceae.
AAAGAAAAAAGAAGAAAUAAAAAAGAAAAGAACAUCAAUCCCGGUUUGUAACCUAACUCUCCAAGUUCCAAUCAUUACAAGGGAAAUUCCAUCUCUCUCUACACCUAUUUCAGAUUUCAUACCAGUUUUUUUUUUUUUUUUAUCAAAUAAGUUCGAUUUCCAGCAUCGAUUCAAGUUACUUGAAAGCAAUUGAAGGACUUUUUCGACUAUUCCAAAAAAAUUGAAGGAAUUUUGUACCAAUUCAUACAAUGGGGAGAUCUACCGGAGAUGAUAUGAUCCUUAGCUACAAUGACGUUGUGCUUCGACGCUCUGACUUAGACAUCCUUAGUGGACCUCAUUUUCUCAAUGACCGUAUAAUUGAGUUCUACUUAAGUUAUCUAUCUUCACGCUAUCCCUCUGAUAACAUCUUUCUAGUUCCACCUUCAAUUGCUUUCUGGUUGCAGAAUUGUUCAGAUGAAGAAACUUUGAAAUCUUUCGUCGAACCCCUAAAUCUACCUGCUAAAGACCUGGUUAUAUUUCCGGUCAACAACAACGACGAUCCAAUGAUAGCUGAGGCAGGAAGUCAUUGGAGUUUACUUCUAUUUUAUAGAACUGCUAAAGUGUUUGUUCAUCAUGAUAGCUUUCGGGGAUUGAACUGUCCGUUUUCCAAAAAGCUUUAUAAAGCUAUCAAAAGCUUCAUGGGCAACUUAGACUCAGAUGUCCGAUAUCUGGAGGAUCAGUCAUCACCACAACAACAAAAUGGCUACGAUUGUGGACUGUUUGUUACUGCCAUUGCAAGUGUUAUAUGCAGUUGGUAUGCAAAUAGCGAUCCUGGUGAUGAUGAGGAACAUAUUUGGUUUUCUGAUGUGAAGGAGCAGGUAACGCCGUGGAAUGUGUCAAAGAUGCGUAGUGAAAUAUUGAGUUUAAUUGAAGGACUCAUGUCAGCGAAGUGAGCAAAAUCUUUGACACUGCCAUUUGCAUCUACCUGGGGGGAAAACGAAGGUACUAUAGCAUGUAUUUUUUUGAGGCCCGCAUAGGGAGGAUGGUUGGAUUGUAUUUUGGUUGGUGUAACGGUGUUGAAUGUAAAUCACUAGGUUAGCGUCCGUCAAUUGCAGCGUGAAGCUAUUUAUUUAAGCAGUAUUGAUACUGGUUUGUCUAAGGACUAAGAUAUUCCCAUGGCUACGUACUAAGACAUACUGCAUCUAUAUAUUUUUUUUUUCACAUU